Molecule: messenger RNA, 1398 nt
Organism: Acanthosepion pharaonis
Lineage: Eukaryota; Metazoa; Mollusca; Cephalopoda; Sepiida; Sepiidae
Source: the annotation of a GenBank genome assembly
AUGCAUUCUCUGCUCAGUGUAGCUAAUAUUUUUCUACUGCUUUAUUUGUUGGAUUUUUCUUUACUGCUCUCUUUUAAUACGAUUAUUAAUAAUGUUAUUUUGUCACUUGUAAGAGACAUGCUGUCACAUAAAAGAAAACAACAGAAAAUCCAAACCAGUUUGUUUUCUGUUCAAUCAUAUUUAGCAGACAUGGAUAAAUUAUUUACUUGUGAACUGUGCAGCCGAUCCUUCAACCAAUCAAGUACCUUGGAACAGCAUAAACAGAGUCAUGAAGAGAAAAGACCUUACAAGUGCAUCUAUUGUGACAAAUCAUUCCAGUCAUAUUCCCAACUCGGCAAACACGUUAGUGUGAAUGAGUCAGACCCAAAGGCCCACAAAUGUUCAUUUUGCUGUCUCUCAUUUGCAGAAGCUACCUGCUUAACUGUUCAUGUGAUGACACAUGCUGAUGAUAAGCCAUAUAAAUGUCAGUUUUGUGGAGAUAGAUUUGCCAGUUCGAGUUAUGCAAGUCGUCAUGAGAAGAGUCAUUUAGUCAAUAAACCUCACAAGUGUGGCUUGUGUUAUCGAACUUACUCAGAUGCUGCACAGUUGGCAAAACAUUUUCGUGUGCACACAGGUAUUAAACCUUACAAGUGUGACUAUUGUGAACGCACUUUUUCCAAGUCCAACAAACGAACAAUUCAUAUGAGAUCCCAUACUGGCGAACGACCCUACCGAUGUGCUUAUUGUGACAAGGGUUUUGCUGACUCAGACAAACUCAAUAUUCAUAUUCGCACACAUACUGGUGAACGGCCUUACGCAUGCGAAUACUGUCAACGGUCAUUUACACGUUCAGAUAAACAGGCUUCUGCUUCCAUAGCUAAACAAACCUCACUUGAUGAUCCAAAUCACCUUGAAUGUCAAGCCGAUUCUCGGUGUCAUUUGGCUUCUAAACCUAACCCACAAGCACUUCUACCCAUGUCACAGAAAACAGCAUCUUCCCUGCAUACAAAAUACAAAAUGGAAUCCCCCCUGUCUUCUCAAACGUUAUCAUCAUCAUCAAAUGCCUCAGCAGAGGUCAGUAAAGUAUCUGCAAAACAAAUGUUGGAAAAGUACAAUGAUGCUGAUUCUGAAGAUUUCUUUCAAUCUGUCCGCAGUAUCACUGCAGUCUCUAUCUCUCUACAUCUAUUUGGCAUUCUGUUUUUAUGGACCCAUGUGCAAGGGCUGGGGUGGGGCAUGAUGUGCUCUGGGUAUGUCAGUGCUCCCCAAACAACCAAUCAGGGCUCUUCCUGCAAAUGUCCAAAUAUGGGGGAACACCUCCUCCCUUCUUGGGAUUCUACCUGGGCCUUCUCCUCCUUGCUUUGUGUGAGUGCCUCUCACCAUCAUUGCCUGAUGGGUGUGGAAAGUCCGCCUUCCCUGUAA